This is a messenger RNA of Plasmodium relictum, 1110 nucleotides long. Its product is annotated as conserved Plasmodium protein, unknown function. NCBI's taxonomy places the organism in Eukaryota, Apicomplexa, Aconoidasida, Haemosporida, Plasmodiidae. The coding region runs from base 1 to 1110 and encodes 369 amino acids. The record is from RefSeq and is a predicted model, not a curated record. The transcript is spliced from 3 exons.
AUGGUUUUAAAUGAACCAUCCAUUUGUUUAAUUUGUGAUAAGGAAGCUUUCAAAUGGAUUCCUCUAAUAAUAAACGAAUGGAAAAUAAAAUAUUUAUUUUGUAAUGAUGAGAAAUUAAAAAAUUGCUUUAUAGAUACAUUUGGUUUAUUUGAUGCACAAACAAAUACUACUAACGACAUUUUUAAUUAUUUAGAUCAUCUUAAUCCUGAAAAUGUUGACUUAUUAUUUUUAGCUCUAUCUACUAAUGUAUUUCAUGAAUUAGUUAUAGAACAUAUAAUAAAGCAAAAAAAAUUCUUUUAUGUAUUCAGUUCUAAUUUACCAACAUUAAAUAUUCAAAAAUUAGAAAAUUUUCGCAUAUUAUUAAAUAACUUUAAUACAACAACAGAUAUAAUAUAUGAUGUGAAGGAAGAAUUUAAAAAUAAUAAUAAACAAUUUUAUUGGAAUAUAUUUAAUCCUUUAUUAAAUGAACGAGUUUUUUACACCCUUAAAAGUGUGCUUAAUGAAAUAGGUUAUAUAUAUGGUGUACAAAUAGAGUCAACAUUUAUUCCUUUUUUUGUCGAAAAUGAAGAAGUAAAAAAUAUUUUAUUUUAUAGAGCUGUUUUAAUAAUUUCUUUAAUUGAAUUUUUAUUUGAAAAAUCUAAAUAUGUUUUGGCAAAAUGUUAUUCAAUUAAAAAUGAGAAUGCUCUAAUUAACUGCAUAUCAGGUAACGUUAUUUUCGAUUCUUUAAAUUGCAAUUUCAAUAUUUCUACUAAUAGUCCAAAUAAAAUAUUUGUAUUAAAAAUAUAUGGAGAAAAUGGUUUUAUUAAUGUAUCCUACAACAAGGAGCAUAGUUGUUUUCAAUUACAACGUUGUUUAAAUCAUUAUGAGUAUCCGAGUCUAUUCAUAGGAGAUUCUCAGCAAAGCGUGUUAAAUGAGCUAAAAUAUUUCAUAGAAGAAAAACUGUAUACAAAUAAAUAUGUUAAUAAUUAUAUAGAUUCUAUGCAUGUUUCUUUAUGUUUAUGGAAAAGUGAAGGAGCAAAUAUAUCACUAGAAAAUGAAAAGAGUAAUUAUGCUAAUGAAAAUAACAAUGACAAAAAAAUAGUAAUAGAAAAUAAAUGUGUAGCUGCAUGA